Molecule: messenger RNA, 1854 nt
Organism: Symbiodinium natans
Lineage: Eukaryota; Dinophyceae; Suessiales; Symbiodiniaceae
Source: the annotation of a GenBank genome assembly
AUGGGCUCUAUUAGGUUAUGUGGUUUGAUGAUUACUUCUUUCCUUGCAAAGGCCGCGAGGCCGGCAGGGCCGGGCUUCGAGGCUUCGGCUCUGCCAGCAGCCCUCGCGCAAGAAGGAGCGUCGGACACUUGCGGGCAAUUUCGUGCCGAGAAGGUUGUGGGGAGCACUCUCUGUCGCUGUCCUGAAGGCCUUGUCACCAGUCACGAGUGCAGUCCUGUCAGGGCGGGUGAGGGAAAAACCGAAUUCCAUGAGAACGAUGGCUUCAUAGUCUUCCACGAGCCCGGAGAGGACACAAUAGAUAGAGUACCCAUGAAAGACUGCCGGUGCGACCAUCCCUGCUUUUCCUUUAGAAAUGUCGUGCUCAAGCAUGAGACAGACGGAGCUGUGUGCGAGUGCAAAGAGGGUCGCCAUCUUUUGGCCGUAGGGGCUUGCGGCGCAGGGUGGGGCGUGACGGAGUUCCCCUUGGCCGGGGCUUCGAAAAACUGCUCGUGCGAACUACCCUUUGACUUCGGGGCAAUUCGGCCUCGGAGCCCCGUCCACGUCUCGGCUUUGAACUUCUGUGCAGCCGCCGGGAAUGCAUACCGUAAAAAGAUUGGAGAGGCGAGCCCGUUCUUUCAGAAGAGCCAGGAAAGCAGGCAUCGAAAAUUAAUGCCCAAGACUUUGAAGCGCCUGCACCUGACCCCCGAGCUGUGCCAAGCGGUAGUCGCGGGCUCCUUCAGCAAUUCUGAAAAGAAGAAAGCCCCAUGGCUGGAAGAAGCGGCGGAGCUGUCCGAGCACGAUGGCUCCAAGGGCUUCGGGCGCUUAGAUCCACUCGUGGGCAGCACGCUUCGGCACCACCUGCGACAAGUUUGCCACGACGAGUGCACUUUGAUUGUCGAAGAGGUUGUCAACACUUCUUGGGAUGUUUACUACGACUUUGCCAAGGGCCUCAGCACCGAGCAGUCCUGCGCGGAUCGCGUGGUGCGCAGGGUCGAGGCCGAGGUGCUGGGCUGCUGCGGUCGUGCCUGCGGCUGGAGUGGGCGAAGCUGCACGAGCUGGCCCUUCCUCUCCCAAGAUAACCAGGCUGCUUGGCUGGCGGAGUGCUGUACUGAGUACAACGUCCUGAAGAACUCGAGCAGGGAGAUGAUGUGCAACAGCGUCCUGACCCAACAAGAUGCUGAGCUCGUCUCUGAGCAUGACCUCUCAGCAGAAGGAAAGGAUGCUGCGGCCACCUACCUUGGCCAAGAUCCGCGCCUCCUUUGGACCGCUGAAGGUGCCGCGUCCGAUCUUGGGAGCAAGUAUCACUUCUUGGAUCCGCCCCCCAGAGCCGGCCACGCUGUGGCAGAAGAGCUGCUGAGGCAGGAGCCCAACAUCCGUCAGAGGGGGCUCACGAACGGCUGGUUUGUCAUGGAGAGCGCAGAGACGGAGAGCUCCUCGCCAGUGGCCACUUCCUUUUUGACUGUCGCAGCGGCGGCGGAUUGCGAGACGGGCCCCCUGGACAUGACGAGGUGCUCAGCAGACUUCAAGCGGUGGCAGCAUGAAGCAUGCGUCGAGGGUGCAGGCUGGCAAGCCAGGAAAGUCAGCAAAGGCAGGGGGCGCAGACCGGGCUGCAAGCAGUCCGCAGCCGUUCAUGUUGCCACGCCUCAAGAGUGUCUUGAAGCAGACCCCAACGGAUUCAGCAAGAUCGUCAGGGGUGAAGAGAGGUUAGCGGGGGAGGAGGAGGCCCGCUACUUUGAGUACAACAAAGGCCAGGACGGCCCGCCCAUCGCGUGCUACGUGGUCUCCGAAAACUUCCCGUGCAACUUCGAGGACGUUGAGUCUGGAGCCUGGGUAUUGGACAAGCUCGUGUUCGUGAAGCCUUUGACGUAUCACUGA